Trematomus bernacchii (emerald rockcod) is the source of this 2216-nucleotide messenger RNA. Its product is annotated as serine/arginine repetitive matrix protein 2. The coding region runs from base 185 to 1882 and encodes 565 amino acids. The record is from RefSeq and is a predicted model, not a curated record. The transcript has 4 exons. NCBI's taxonomy places the organism in Eukaryota, Metazoa, Chordata, Actinopteri, Perciformes, Nototheniidae. Gene Ontology annotation, biological process: positive regulation of translation; positive regulation of cell size.
AUCAGAAGCAGCAGGAGAAGAGAGUCUUUGAGCACCGGGAAAAGCUCUAUUUAAAUACCAUGUAUCAUUGUUAUUAAGAGGUUUGGAAAGUUUGGAUGGCAAAGAUAGGUUCAUGGAAAAAGAGAAGGAAGCUCUCGUUGUUCCUUCUUCUUCUUCUUCUUCUUGUGUUCUGUGAGGAGGCACCAUGUUCUCUGACAGCCGGGCUCCAGCACCGGGGGAGCAGAAAGCCUUCAAGCCCCCCCACGCCCCUCACUUCAUCCCCUGGCUACGCAACAGCCUGAAGCCCCAGCAUGGCGGCGGCGGCGGCGACCUCAACGGACCGUACAAACUGGGCAGCAACAACCGGACCCCGCUGGAGAAAACCAAGGGGAUCGGGUUCUUCUCCAAGAAGGGGGAUGUUCGGUGCAGUAACGGGGUGUCGAGGAUGCUUCCCGUGGUUCUUCGGGGCCACAACAUCCUGAAGCAGAGAGAGGACAGUCCUGCGAGGUGGACCCAGUCUCCAGAACUGCAUCCACUACCCAGUAAAGAGGACACUUCUUCGGGUACGAUCUCCACUUCUGUUCAGGACAACCACACUUUUGUGAGGAACCACCUGAGCGAAGGGACUCCAGUCAGGAAGUACGGUCCUCUAGUAAGACCCACUCCUGCUCCUGUGAUCGAGGAGCCGAACUGUAACAAGGGGCCCGUUGUGGUGGACUUGGAGCUCAGGAGGGGUUAUGCAUCCACGCUCCGUCGCAGGAGAGACCUCCACUCUUCUAGUUGGGCGAGUCCGGACACUCAGAUCGAGAGACAGCAUGGCUUCACCUCCAGCUUCAGCUACAUCCAGCAGCAGAGCAAGAGUCAGAGGGACCUCAGGGACCCGUCUGAGGGCUUCAACGGGCCCCUCAACGGGGUCAUCUUCUCCACGGAGGUUCCUCAGAGGGGCGCCGCGACUCUACGAGCUCCCAGGAAGCCUCGACCUGGCGUGGAGAGCGUGGCGGGUCAGAACCAGACGCGGGUUCAGAACAAGCCGAGUCACGAGGCGACACCGCAGAGGAAAGGGUCCGGCGGCGGCGGCGCCAGCAGGAAGGUGGUCCGGAACCAGAUCAAACGAGUGGUGGACAACCUGGAACAAGUCCUCACCGCGCUGAGGGACGUUCACCAGGAAAUGAGAGAGGUGGUGCAGCAGAUUGACCAUCUAACCUCGUCCAUUGACCUGAAUGCAGAGGAGGAGGAAGGAGACGACAGCAGCUCAAACUCAGGCUCAGUCUCCAGCGAAGUGACAGCAAUCAGCACCAAUCACAGAGCUCCAGAUCCCGAAGACCCGCCCUCCUGCAGGAGUGACCCUCACCCUCACAUCAGGAGUAAAUCUCCCCCUAACAUGCAGCUGUGCCCGGUGAACUCUGCCUUUUCAGACAGGGGUCGAACUCUAAGGUUUACCUGUAGUUUGGGUUUUUCUCCCAGACAAGGUGGGCCGCUACAGAACAAUAAUCCCCCUCAAAACGUCCAUUUGUCCCCGCAAAGAAACCUCCCUGUUCGGCCUCCGACUCCAGGACUCUCCCCUCUUACAGUUAACCUCCAUCACCAGAACAGCCCUGGAUCUCACUCUCCAAAUCCUUCUCCUCUUUCUCCAAUCCCACCCCCCACUCUGAGCCCAUCUGUCGUUGAAAAGGACAAACUUGGGACCCCACAAAGUGACCAUCCGUCUGCCGGUCUGCACUCAAAAUCGGCAACUCAACCUCCAUCUGCUCCUGCAACACAGGCUAAACCUCCCAAAGGUCACAGGGGUCGCAAACCUCCUCCGUACCCCCACCUCAGACCCUCCGAACCCACGCAGAAAAAAGUGCCGGAGCCCCGCACAGCUCCCCCGUACCCUGAGAAAAGGCUCUCGACCACCGUGUGAGACAACGGGAGAGAGGGAGGGAGGCUGAUCGACUAAAAAAAGCUGUGACAGUGGAGGUGAUUCAAGGCUCGCCACGUUUUCUCCAAGGUGACAGGACGCAGACGCAACUCAGGCUUCUGGGAGCCUCUAAAGGAGAAACAAACGUCCCCGGCUCGAGACAGACGAGAGGAUCCAAACUCCAACUAAAAGGGCACCGAGUCGAAGAGGAGGAGGAGGAAGAUGAGGAUGAGGAGGAGGAACAUGUGCUCCGGCUAAUGACAGAGUUUCAGGCGUGCCCUUGCUGAUGAAAGGAGGCGUGUCGAGGUCCAUCAGAGAGCGAGCUGCAGACAUUAAC